Molecule: messenger RNA, 1249 nt
Organism: Andrographis paniculata
Lineage: Eukaryota; Viridiplantae; Streptophyta; Magnoliopsida; Lamiales; Acanthaceae
Exons: 12
Coding region: 71-1024 (317 amino acids)
Cellular component (GO): membrane
Molecular function (GO): oxidoreductase activity
Source: RefSeq, a predicted model, not a curated record
CUUGUAUAGAGAUUCACGCUUCGGUUCAGAAGAAACUGAAUUCUAACAAGGAAAGGAAAACGAAGACGAAAUGCUGAUCUUCAUCAUCUCUUCAUUUUUCGUAGCGUUUUUUAUCGCAAUGCUGUUCAAAUUCCUCAAAGCAGAAGGAGAUUUGACUUUACUGUCCAAAAAGCACGUAAAGCGUGAAGAAAUUGAGGAUAAGGUUGUUUGGAUUACUGGAGCUAGCCGUGGAAUUGGAGAAAUACUUGCUAAACAACUUGCAAGUUUGGGGGCAAAGCUGAUUAUCUCUGCACGUAAUGAAGCAGAACUGCACCGUGUUAAGAGUCAGCUAUCUGGAAAACAUGCACCCGAGGAGGUGAUGAUUUUGCCCUUGGACUUGAGCCAGGGAGAAGAAUAUCUGGCAGUUGCCGUGCAGAAAGCAGAAUCAUUGUUUGAGGGGGCUGGUGUAGAUUACAUGAUUCACAAUGCAGCAUAUGAACGUCCUAAAUCAAUGGCAUUAGAUGUGACAGAAGAAAGCCUUAAGGCAACUUUUGAUGUAAAUGUGCUGGGCCCAAUAUCUCUUACACGGCUCUUGGCAACUCACAUGCUGAAGAGGGGAAGGGGACGUUUCAUUGUGAUGAGCAGCGCAGCAGGAAAAACACCAGCUCCCGGUCAGGCUGUGUAUUCUGCUUCCAAAUUUGCCGUAAAUGGGUAUUUUCAUACUCUUCGAUCUGAGCUAUGUCAGAAAGGGAUCAAGGUAACUAUUGUUUGUCCAGGGCCUGUGAAUACUUCAACUUCUGAGAAUAAAGGGCAUCGCCUGUCGGCAGAGAGAUGUGCUGAGCUCACAAUAAUUGCUGCAAGCCACGGUCUAAAAGAAGCAUGGAUAUCGGAUCAGCCGGUACUUGCAGUCAUGUACCUGGUGCAGUAUAUGCCGACAAUUGGAUACUGGCUUAUGGAUAAGAUUGGCGAGAAGAGAGUUGCAGUUGCUGCCCAGAAAGGGAACACUUACUCGCUGAGCUUGCUUUGGGGAAAGAAAGCAAAAUGAUUGACACGUGAUGAAAAUAGACAAGGUAGCAGGAAUAAGAACAUGUUCCUAUCCUAUUAUGCAGGGAUGAAAUUUCUAAGUACAAUCGACUGUUAAGCAAAUGCUUUUUAUGAAUUGUACGUCUGGUAGAUACGCAGAUAACCUCUAGCAACUUAAAUUUUCAUGAAUUGUUUCUACUUGUCUAUUUUAAAGUCGACUAGUAAGAAUGCGACUAUGGUGAUUAAA